Sphaeramia orbicularis (orbiculate cardinalfish) is the source of this 2398-nucleotide messenger RNA. It is a transcript of the gene bag1, whose product is annotated as BCL2 associated athanogene 1. Gene Ontology annotation, molecular function: protein-folding chaperone binding; adenyl-nucleotide exchange factor activity. Gene Ontology annotation, biological process: protein stabilization. Bases 88 to 711 code for a protein of 207 amino acids. Gene Ontology annotation, cellular component: cytoplasm; cytosol; nucleus. The transcript is spliced from 7 exons. The record is from RefSeq and is a predicted model, not a curated record. Lineage: Eukaryota; Metazoa; Chordata; Actinopteri; Kurtiformes; Apogonidae.
CCCGGAAGUAGUUCGCAUCGACAGACUGCUCGCAUUUAAUUUUCUUGUUGGUAUAUCUAUCGCGAUUAAAGGACUCAAAAAAACAAAAUGUCGGAGCAAACCUUAACAGUGACAGUUGCCUACGGAUCUGCUAAGCACAGCAUCACAUUAACAGGUCAGGAUGGAGACAAGGGCCCCCUUGUCAAAGACCUGUCUGAUGCUCUCACCCAAGUUACAGGAGUGCCAACAGCUUCACAGAAACUAAUCUUCAAAGGGAAAUCGCUGAAGGACAUGGAUGAGAGUCUCUCUAGUUAUGGAGUUAAAGAAGGCUGCAAACUGAUGAUGAUUGGAAAGCGGAACAGUCCGGAAGAAGAAGCUGAACUGAAGAAGCUGAAAGACAUUGAGAAAUCUGUUGAACAAACUGCAAAAAAGCUAGAAAAAGUUGAUGGGGAAUUGACUGGGCUCAAAAAUGGGUUUCUGGCUAAAGAUCUCCAAGCAGAGGCACUCGGUAAACUGGACCACAGGGUCAAAAUAGCAGCUGAACAAUUCAUGAAGAUCCUGGAGCAGAUAGAUGCAAUGAGCAUCCCGGAGAAUUUUAAUGACUGCAGAAUGAAGAAAAAGGGGCUGGUAAAAACAGUGCAGGAUUUCCUGGCCCAGUGUGAUAGGAUCGAGGCUUGCAUAUCAGACCACCUAUCAAAGAUCCAGUCCAAAAACUUGGCCCUGGCAGAGUAGAUUAACAGCCUUCCUAUUGUUGUGUUAAACAAUGCUCUGUGAGCAGCUUCAAAGUGUACAGAAAAGCUUCAGGUGUGGAGCACAUCAUGUGUUUAUUUAUUGUUGAUGUGUGUGAUGUAAGAAAACCCUCAUCACUGUGAGCAGAGGACGUUGGGUAACUGUUACCCCUUUUCCACCAAAGAUGUUUGAGGGAGAUGGUGCCUAAUCUUGAACCUGUUUUAUAUGUUUCAACAGCCAAAGAAAUGGCUCUCAUUCAGGAAAACUGGUUCCAGAGUGGCACAACACAAGAGUUAGUGUUUAGUCUUCCUUAUCUCAGAAGUGUUUGGAUGACAAUUUUAACUUGCAAACAUUUGGUAAAGAGAUAAUGUAGUUCAUGUCAUUGAUGUUGUGGGGUUUAACUUGGUGCUAGUUAUCCUGGAAAAGUAGAGACAUGCACAAUGAUGUACUGAUGUCACUUAAUUUUAUGGAAAUUCUCCAGCUUGCAAAACAGUUCUAGGUUUGCCGAAAGUCAAACCAACUCUAAACUGAUACUAACCAGCAUAACUAGCCUAGAACUAGUAUUGGGUUCACUUUGGUGGAAAGUGGGUAUUUGCGCACCAACUCUAGCACAUCUGGGAUGUAUUCUCAGGGUGAAAGACAGUCAUGAGGUUCUUACUGAGAUGUAACAACAAACACCAUGUGAAAAGAGCAAUGGUGUUUUUAAAUGUCUGUGUUUAAAAGUGUUGAUCCCUUUAAAACACCCAAAACAAAUGCUGUAAAUCCUCAUACCAAAUGUUAUCUAACUGAAGAUUAAAAUACAACUAUCACCUAUAUAUAUCUAAAGAUGAACACAUAUCCUUUUGACUUCCAAAUCAGGAUUAAACUGAUUGUCUUAUACCUAAGGUUUCUGCAGGUUAAAUGUAAGACCUGAUUAAGACUAUGAUGAAAGCAAUUUGAGACCUGUCUUGACUUGGUGAUGCUCCAGAUGUAAAUACAGACUAUUGGUUGAGGGAAGGCCUUUAAUGGAGUUUUUUGGGGGGGUUUUAACCAGAGCUUUUUUCCCCUCCUGUGUAACUGAUGACUAUUUACACAUGAGCAUUUUAGUCCACAAGUUGCAGCGUAUGUCAAAAUUAUUAAACAGGUUUUAAUCAGGCACUCAGUUCAGACAAUUAAGGCCUCUCAAAGUCAAGAGAUUUUUAAGGCUUAAAAUUUAGAUGAUUUGAUUUAGGUAUUUUAAGGACCUGCAGAAAUCUAAUCCUGUUUCCUUGAAAUUGUGUGAUGUGGAGAUUAUAACUGCUUUAAACCACCACAAGACUCAACAUGUUUUCUGUUUGUUUUAAAAUAAGAAAUCUGGCAAAAUUAAAAGCACAUUAGUAAUUUAAUGUCAGGGACUUUAAUUGUCUACAAAAUACACAUUUGGUGGCACCAAAUUAGUCACAAUAACACACACCUUGUUUCAGUUUAUUUCCAGUUUUACCCUUGGGAGUCUUUAUUAUACAUCUUUAAAAGCUAAUAAGACUCUCAGUGCUGUGAUCAUAGAUGUGCAAAUAAGCUUUGUAAGAGUUGAGAGAAUGAAAAAGGGGUCCAACAGUUAGCUUAUACAAAUGACUGUCAGUGAGGUAUACCAGAAUCAUGUACUGUCAUAAAUAACAGGAUUAAGCUGUUCUAACUUAAGUGAAAGACCCAUUAAAGAUACUCAUGAUGUGAA